This is a messenger RNA of Rhincodon typus (whale shark), 1745 nucleotides long. Its product is annotated as actin-related protein 2/3 complex subunit 1B-like. The record is from RefSeq and is a predicted model, not a curated record. Gene Ontology annotation, cellular component: Arp2/3 protein complex; actin cytoskeleton. The transcript has 10 exons. Bases 220 to 1329 code for a protein of 369 amino acids. Lineage: Eukaryota; Metazoa; Chordata; Chondrichthyes; Orectolobiformes; Rhincodontidae. Gene Ontology annotation, molecular function: actin filament binding. Gene Ontology annotation, biological process: Arp2/3 complex-mediated actin nucleation.
GUCGGAUCUCUGAGAGGAAGGGGAAGUAGAGGAAGCUUCUCAGUGCAGCAGUCUCUCAGCCCUUUUCUUUGCUGGAGCCACUGCACAGCCGUUCAUGUUGACGGAACAGAGUCCAUGAACUGAGGCAACUUCUUUGUUUCAUAUAAAAAAAAUUCAGUGAUUUACAUUUCUUCUUAACUGCUUCAUUGUGUUUUCUUGUGCAGUUCCAGACAAACAGCAAUGUCUUACCACAGCUUCCUGCUUGAGCCAAUCAGCUGUCAUGCCUGGAAUAAAGACAGGACCCAAAUUGCUAUUUGUCCCAACAACCACGAGGUUCACAUUUACAAGAAAGAAGGGUCCAAGUGGAACAGGAUUCACGAGUUGAAGGAGCACAGUGGACAUGUGACAGGGAUUGGCUGGGCUCCAGAGAGCAAUCGAAUCGUGACCUGUGGCACUGACCGUAAUGCCUAUGUCUGGACCCUGAAGGGAAAUGUUUGGAAGCCUACUCUUGUCAUUUUAAGAAUCAACCGUGCUGCACGAUGUGUGAAGUGGUCACCAAAGGAGAACAAGUUUGCAGUGGGCAGCGGGUCACGAGUGAUUUCUGUCUGCUAUUUUGAGCAGGACAAUGAUUGGUGGGUUUGCAAACAUAUCAAGAAACCCAUUCGUUCCACUGUACUGAGUCUGGAUUGGCAUCCCAAUAACGUUCUAUUGGCUGCUGGAUCCUCUGACUUCAAAUGCAGGGUUUUCUCUGCCUACAUUAAGGAGGUUGAGGAGAAACCAUCACCCACGCCGUGGGGUUCAAAGAUGCCAUUUGGAGAACUUUUGUUCGAGUCCAGUGGAACUGGAGGUUGGGUUCACGGAGUCUGUUUCUCUGAUAGCGGGAACCGCUUGGUCUGGGUCAGCCAUGAUAGCACUGUGUGUGUCACGGACGCCAACAAGAAGUCAACGAUUGCUACCCUUGACACUGCAUCUCUACCUCUCCUGACUGUUACAUUUAUCACCGAGAGCAGUUUAGUGGCAGCGGGUCAUGACUGCUACCCAGUGCUGUUCACUUAUGACAGCACCAAAGACACAGUGACAAUCGGCAAGAAGCUAGAUGUUCCCAAGCAGAAUGUGCAACGUGGAAUGACAGCUUUAGCAAAAUUCAGGAACCUGGACAAAACUGCAUCAGCUGAUAACACCACCACCACCCUGGAGACCCUACACAAGAACAGCAUCAGCCAAAUUUCAAUCGUUGAGGGUGGAAAGAAGAACUGUUCUAAGUUUUGCACCACUGGUAUGGAUGGUGGAAUGGCAAUCUGGGAUAUUAAGACGCUGGAAGCUGACUUGAAAGAUUUGAAGAUUGUCUGAAUCAUUGAACCAAUGUCUUAAAAUCUGCAAGUCCUUAAACUGCCCUGCCAUUCUUUUUCACAUACCUAUGCUUAAUGCAAUAUAUUUUCAACCAAUUCAAAUAAGGCAAAGGACAUUGACUGAGUGAUGCCCUUUAUUAUAAUCCAUGUACCUAACAAUGCCUGGUACACUUAAAGGUACAGGAGUCUGAAAUUCAGUGAAUUGCUUUGCAAAGACUCUGUGCUUUACUUUUGAAUGCUGCAUAUGGUGCCUUGGGCAAGUUCCAUUUAGUAUCCUCAGGGGUUUGUCAGUUUAAACUUAAGAUUUUCUAAAAAGCAAGAAUCUGCGCUGUUUAAUUAGUUUCAGGCUAUCUUUGCUGGUCAUAAGAUGAAAUCUAUCAAAAUUCUUGCAAUAAUAAAAUUAACUAAUCAAGCACA